AUUGCCUGUUUUGAGGGGAGAGGGGACUCCUUUCAACAACAUUAUUCUUUACCCAGUCCCGUGUUGGGACAUUAUCAACUACAUAUCUGACCAUAUUAGACCAGUAGCUGUGUUUUCUUUUCUACUCAGGCUCUCGGAAGGAGUUAGAAACUGUUGGUGCCACAGUGAACUCGGCUCCAGCUGCUCGGUAAAGUAGAGCUUGUCAGCUAGCUUAUAUUAGCCAGGCGCUACCAGUAGAUUUACGGCUUAUAUCCGUGGCUGCCCUGCCAGGUAGAUCAACUGAAGCUCGGGACGCCGGUCAGCCACAAUGGUUUGGCCUGUUCACCAGUUUCUGAGUAUUGACAUUGGUAAAUAAUUCAUCUAGUUUGGGAAUAAAUCAGCGCAAGCUUUGUUCAGCUUGUGCGCAGCCUGGCUGGUUUGGCCUAUUGCAUUGUCUCCGACCAUCGAAAAUACAAGUUGUUCUUCAGUGUCGGUAGGUUGUUUGCCCAGUUAGGCUAACUUAGCCGUGCUCGUGUAAACAAAACCCGUCAGCUGUCGACUCUAGAUAAUCUUGAAAGCUAUCUAGUCCAACAUGGCGCAACACGACCCCUCUCAUGUAGCCAGUUCACAGAAAGCACUCAUGUUGGAAAUGAAGAGUCUUCAGGAGGAACCUGUCGAGGGGUUCAAAAUAACACUGGUGGACGAGGCUGAUUUGUACAACUGGGAAGUGGCCAUUUUCGGACCCCCAAACACUCAUUAUGAAGGGGGGUAUUUUAAGGCUCGGAUCAAGUUCCCUAUAGACUACCCGUACUCCCCUCCUGCCUUCCGGUUCCUCACCAAGAUGUGGCACCCCAACAUCUACGAGAAUGGAGAUGUGUGUAUUUCUAUAUUGCACCCUCCAGUGGACGACCCACAGAGCGGAGAGCUGCCUUCAGAGAGAUGGAAUCCCACCCAGAAUGUCCGAACUAUUUUACUGAGUGUGAUCUCGCUGUUGAAUGAACCCAACACCUUUUCUCCUGCGAAUGUGGACGCUUCCGUCAUGUAUCGUAAAUGGAGGGACAGCAAGGGCAAGGAUCGGGAAUAUGUAGAAAUCAUCAGGAAACAGGUUUUGGCCACUAAGGCAGAAGCUGAGCGUGACGGCGUGAAAGUCCCCACCACGCUGGCCGAGUACUGUGUCCGGACACGCAUCCCGCCUCCCGAUGAAGGCUCCGACCUCUUCUAUGACUAUUACUAUGACGACGAUGACGUGGAGGGCGGGGAUGGCGACUGCUGCUACGAUGAGGAUGACUCAGGCAAUGAGGAGUCAUGACAUGCUUUUUGACAGCAACGCAAUCUAGCUGACAUAUGCUACCCCCUUUUUUUCUGCCCGGGUUGCCAGAUAUUCGAGGUCUACAACCAAGAAAGAUUUGAAGCUUCCCACUUUUAAACCAAUGAAAAGAGCUGUUUUUUCCUAAAUCUCUGAAAUAUUCUCGGAGGUUUAAAUCGAUGCAUCGUUGUGGAAGGGUCAGACCUGGUAAGAUUUGCACCAGCACAAAAGUCACCAGUUUGUCCAAUUUUGCAAACAGUUUUCAUCACCACUUAAAACCUUAUUGAGAGAAUAACUUAAACUAUUACGUAAUCCUAUUGAGUUGGUCAGUCCCCUGUAUAGUAUAAGGUGUUGUCGGAUUAAUACCACUGUCAACAAUAGCAACAUUUGCACUGGUGCAAACACUUCCAAACUUUUCUCAGCCUCUCUCUUUCAUAUCUUUAUUUCCCUAAUUGUAACUGGGUGUUGCUCACCAGUAGUUGAUCUAAGUGACUGAUGAAUGAAGAGGACUUCAAGCAGCCUGUUUUGUGUUGAGCAGUGUACUGCAAACACACCGAACCUGACAUUUCCGAGUACCACAGUCUGUCUCGCUUCAAUAGGACCGGACAUGAAUUGACACGGGACGGUGUUUUCAGAGUUCCUGUGCAUGCCACAACAUCUUUGGAAGCUUUGUGUCUCUUUUACUGGUGGACAGUGUAUCUACAUCAUGAUCUGUUUUCAGCUCAGUGAUAACAAGCACUUGUGACGAUGAGGGACUCUCUGCCUGGAGGACCGUCUGGUGAGCUGAGUCAGUGGGUCAAAUUCCUCAUGUGAACAUUUUUGCUAACAUGAAAUUGAUCUUUGCUGUGUUUUUUCUGGUUACUGUUGGAUGUGUUUCUCUGUCAUUUUGAGUGUGGGGUUAUGUUAUUUGAAGUAGCUCAGAUGUAAGAGUCAUGUAGGAUGACCAAGUUUUUCAAGCGGGGUGUGGGGCUGGGGGGUGGAGGGCAGAACUAAUUACUGAUCAGAAUUGUAUUUCUCCACAGGUUUGCUCUCUGAGUAGCCUGAAGGAGCCAAAGACCUAAACCAGUGUAAAAGUGAGCCCAAAAUAUUUUAUGACUGUUGUAUCUUUGUGUUUGUUUGCUCUCUUGCAAGCUUUGUAAUUUUAGUCUCUUUCUUUGGGUAGACAUUAUGCCUGCAGUCUCUGCUUGAGAAUGAUUUUUGUGAUGAGAUUAUUAGGUUUAAUUGGCAAAAAAGCUUCUGUAGGAAAGGUGUCUGUCAAAAGGUGUUGUUGCAGUAUCAGUCAGGAUUAUCAAAGUUUUUCAGCUCUGGAAGUGAAGAAGAAGAAGGCCACCAUGUUUUAUUUUCAUUUCAAUUCUUUGUGUUAGUUGAGAGUGGACAGGUUUUGAUAUAAUUUUAGAGUGUAUGGGUGUCCUCUGUGUCUAUUUUUGCAUCAGCAAUAUUGAUUGUUUCAUUGACUUAAAUUGGGACUUCAUACUGAAUCUCUCAGGAUAAUAAAUUACAUAUGACAAAACAAUUCAAACAAGCAAAUAUUGUCCUCUUUAGGUGGUCUUCAGCGUUGGUUUACAGCUUCAACAGGAACCAUAACUGAUAUGCACAUGUAGCUGUAUGGAUGAUCACCAUGUUGUUUUAUUCAUCGUGUUCAUUUUUUAUUUUCGGCUAUUUAAAACUGAAAAAUAAAAAUUUAU
Seriola dumerili (greater amberjack) is the source of this 2970-nucleotide messenger RNA. RefSeq names its product ubiquitin-conjugating enzyme E2 R1-like (gene cdc34b). The record is from RefSeq and is a predicted model, not a curated record. Gene Ontology annotation, biological process: protein polyubiquitination; ubiquitin-dependent protein catabolic process. Bases 572 to 1288 code for a protein of 238 amino acids. Gene Ontology annotation, molecular function: ubiquitin conjugating enzyme activity. NCBI's taxonomy places the organism in Eukaryota, Metazoa, Chordata, Actinopteri, Carangiformes, Carangidae. The transcript is spliced from 5 exons.